AUGGUCAACUAUCUCAAACACUUUGUGUUCCUGGUCUUCGGAGCUCAGCUGGCCACCGGGCAAGCUGUGUCAACUGCAGCGGCACAUUCGACAGGAUGGAAUUCCAGUUUUGAGCUCAGCCCCGAUCAGUUCAAGCUGGCCAAUCUGACAAGUGAUAUGGGCACCAUCAUCAACACGAUUACCAAUUUUGACCGGUCUCAGCUUGCAAACGGCGGAGCACAUGAGGAUGACUUUUACAAUGUCCAAAGCCUGCCCAAUAACCAGUGGCCCAGAGAGCCAGGGAAGACCGUCAAGCUCCAAGAGUUCACGGACCCAUCACCGUUCUCUAUUCCCGCAAAGACAGCCAUGUCUCGCAUUAUCUAUAGCACAACCAAUGCAAACGGUACAUUGAUCCCUGCUUCCGCCUAUAUCCUCUGGCCGUAUCAAUCAAAAGUUCUUCGAGGAAUAAACCACACCUCUGCAUCAUCUGCACCCGUUGUGCUAUGGACACACGGAACCUCAGGCUUCUAUGCCAACGGAGCUCCCUCGACGCACCGUGGCCUGUUUUACGCCGACAUCGUGCCAUUUGCGCUGGCCGAGGCUGGAUACGUUGUCGUUGCCCCGGAUUAUGCAGGGCUUGGGGUAGACGUCUCCUGGGAUGGGAGUCACAUCCCACACCAGUACUUUGUUCGCGAAGCCGGUGCUUACGAUGCUCUUAACGCUGUGAGAGCGGCUCAGGAGUCCUUUCCAAAGCGACUCUCAAGCGACUACGUGGUCAUGGGCCACAGCCAGGGCGGUGCGGUUGCUUGGGGCCUUUCGGAAAUUCUUGGUCGGAGUGAUACCAAGUUUGAAGAUGUUGCGAAAGGUUACCGCGGUGCUGUCAUUGCCGCGCCACCGACCGACGCAUUGUCCUUUACCUCCGCCGGCUUUCUAGCGUGGAUAGCAAAGCACCUUGACCAGAUCUAUCCGUCCUUUAACCUGAGUGACUGGUUCACUCCGCUUGGCACGAGCCGAAUAAAGCUUCUGAACGAGGUCGAAGGAUCCCAAAUGGUUACAUUUGCCAUGUUCAGCCCUGACGAGCUGAUCCUGCAGCCUGGUUGGCACGAGACUUGGUAUACUAAAGCUUUCGAACAACUAGCCAACCCUGGGAAGCGACCUUUCAAAGGACCGCUUCUUGUCAUCCAAGGAACAGCAGACCCAACAGUGCCGUACAACACGACCAAGACUACCGUGCAAGAGACAUUUGAGAUGUACCCUGGGGAUCUGGAGCUUUUGUCUGUUCCGCAAGGAAGUCAUUUCUCCGCCAUCAACGCGGCAAAGCAGACCUGGCUGCGGUGGAUUGAAGAGCGAUUCGAGCAGCGACCUGUGGCCAAGCGGGGUUACGUUGAGUCCCAGUUGGACAGCCUCUUGCCUCUGGAGCAUUAUCAAGUGCUUCCAAACUCUUUCCCGCUGUGGGCUGGGGAGUCACAGUGGUCUUACGAGCUGCCGACAGCAUUGUGA
Molecule: messenger RNA, 1479 nt
Organism: Aspergillus caelatus
Lineage: Eukaryota; Fungi; Ascomycota; Eurotiomycetes; Eurotiales; Aspergillaceae
Product: putative secretory lipase
Exons: 1
Coding region: 1-1479 (492 amino acids)
Biological process (GO): lipid catabolic process
Molecular function (GO): triacylglycerol lipase activity
Source: RefSeq, a predicted model, not a curated record